This is a messenger RNA of Bicyclus anynana (squinting bush brown), 5049 nucleotides long. RefSeq names its product zinc finger protein 436-like. Gene Ontology annotation, biological process: regulation of transcription by RNA polymerase II. The record is from RefSeq and is a predicted model, not a curated record. Gene Ontology annotation, molecular function: DNA-binding transcription factor activity, RNA polymerase II-specific; RNA polymerase II transcription regulatory region sequence-specific DNA binding. The coding region runs from base 1728 to 3524 and encodes 598 amino acids. Gene Ontology annotation, cellular component: nucleus. The transcript is spliced from 6 exons. Lineage: Eukaryota; Metazoa; Arthropoda; Insecta; Lepidoptera; Nymphalidae.
UCAUCUGAUCUGUGACUGUUGUAUUCUGUGGUUGUGUCUAAUUUUUAUUUUUUUAACUCGUCACGUCACGGACGUCAAAUAAAAGUAUCAUAAUCAAAGAUUACAGUGUAAUAAUGGAAAUUAACUCAAUUGUCCCGCACUCCCCACUGUCGUUACUCCUCUUCCUAUUUGCUAGAUAGCUUCUUGAAAUUUAAUAGCCUCCCUCAUCCUAUAUCAAAAUUCCAAUGUAACCCACUUUUUUCCACCUCAUAUAAAGCUCUAUUAUAUAACCCUCCUAUCAUCACAGAUCUUGGCCUAGUUAAAGGAGCCCCAGAUACUAGCAUUAAAUUUCAAGCCAUUAUUAAUCAAAAUUGGUCAAAUCAUCUGCAUAUUUAUUCUGAUGCAUCAAAGUUAUCCCCAGAUGGAUGCGUUGGUGCUGCCUGUUGGGUUCCCAGGUAUAAGAUAAUAUUAAAAUUCAAAUGUCCUCCCGAGUCUUCUGUGUUCACAGGAGAAGCCACUGCUAUAUUGGAAGCAGUCCUGUUUGCACAGUCCCAUAACAUUCAACAGACGGUUAUUUUUACAGACUCAUUAAGUUGUUUAUUGUCCAUUAAAGAAAACCCAUUCAAAAGCAAAUCAAGGUUUCACAUAAUCUUAAAGAUCAGGCAAGCUCUGCUGUCAAGUUAUCAAAGAGGACUAUCCAUCUUGCUUGUUUGGAUCCCAAGCCACUCCGGAAUCCCUGGAAAUGAGACUGCCGAUUCAUGUGCAAAAGCUGCCGUGAUUACUGGCUCCCUUGAGUAUUUUGAAAAUUCUUCGCAAGACUUGACUGCCCUGGCUAAAACUUAUCUGGAUAGAUCUUGGGAGUCCUUCUGGAAUGAAUCAAAAUUGGUGAAAGGCAAACAUUAUUCAUCUAUCCAACCAAAUAUACCAAGACGUCCCUGGUUUUUCUUUCAAAAAAUGACUGAACGUUGGGUUCUUACAACUAUUUCUCGUUUGCGUCUUGGUCACUCAUGUACACCUGUGCAUCUAAACAAGCUCCGGAUUAGGGAUAACUCUAUCUGUGAGUGUGGUUUGGAUGAAGGCACUGUUACUCAUCUCCUUUUUAACUGUCCCAGACUUCUUCAUCCUCUCUAUGACAUUCUUCCCCCAAAAGUCCCUCGUCCUUUAAGUGUUAAAUGUUUGUUAAUGUUUGUGUUUAGUCCAUAUUGUAGAUUUUUAUGUAAAUAUGUAGAAUGUAAUAAGAUUAAAUUGUAAUAUAUGUUUAUACUAUGUAAAUUAUUUUAAAUAUUUUGUUAAUAUUAAUAUAUGUUAUUUGUGUUGUUAUAGGUUAGGAACUAACAAAAAUAUUAUGUAAUAGUAACUAUCUAGUAGAUUCUCAAAAUUGAACUUGUCAGCUCUCACUGAACAAUCUCCUUCGUGCCUUCUCCAUCUACUCGACACUGGCGAGAUAAACCGUGCCCAGUUGGCACAAAUGAAAGCCAUUAAGAAGAAUUGAAUUGAAUAAUGGAAAUAUUAUUUCUAUAAUUAUGUCAGAUUUCAGAAUAAAAUAAAUUAAAAGAUCGUAUAAAUAAAAUUUAAAAAGCAUAGCCAUACUGUGGGGGGCGAAUUAUCAAUAUCAUACUGCAGAAAGUAAAGUUUUACCAUUGCCAUUGUAACUGUAUAAAUAAUAUCUGCUCAUAGUUGCUGCUGAAUAAAGAGCAAUAUUGUUGGAGGAAAUCUCUAAUCUUGGCUCAACAGAAACAACAACAAAAAUGCAGUGCUGCGUGCCGUUCUGUGCAAAUACUUCAGACAAUGUGUCAACAUCUGAGGGAACAGGAAUCACCUUUCACAAGUUACCCAGUGAACAAAAUCUCCGUGCUGUUUGGCUCAGAGCCCUCAGCAUACAAGACCAUCACCUGCCCGACCCUGCUGUGGUCUGCUCACUGCAUUUUGUAGAUGAAGACUUUUAUGCAACAAAUAGUAGUGUAAGGCAGAUUCGCUCUGAUGCCAUACCUUCAACAGUGCAGAUCAAAUCAGAAUCUGUAGUAGAUGUUGCAACACUUGUGCUGAAGCGUGAAGACAGUUCUGACUGCAUGUCAAAUGCUGGUAACUCAGAAUUGGUACAUGAAGAUGACAAUCAGAGAGACAAAUCCAACAAUGACUGUGUAUCUGAAGAUGAAUACUCUGAUGUGAGCAUAAAGUUGGAAUCAAUGCUAGUUGAUGAAGCAGUAGCCGAACAUGUGACCGAGUCAGAGACUUACAUAAAGAUUGAAUGUGCUAUCUUUGAGUGUACAUUAUGUUAUGAAGACUUUGUGCAAGAAGAUGCAUACAAGGAACAUAUGAUCAUGCAUCUCCAGAACGCUGCAUGUGAUGCAUCACAAGUGUGCGAGCCUCGUGCAGCUGUGAGCCGCAGCUGUGACUCACUCGUGCUGCAGAACAAGACAGGAAGUCAGAGGCUGAAUGAUGCCCCUCCCCCGGCUGCAGGCUGCGCUCAGGCGACAGUCGCUCCACUGUCCGCGAGACUUGCGGCAAUCAACAACAAAGUGCAGGCAACUGAAGAAGUAGGUGCGACCUGGAAAAGUGAACAAAUCCUUGAGACUGACAUUGAUGAACUGGACAACCAGUUGCCUCAAAGCAAUGCCAACACAUUGUCUAUGUACGACAUAAAUAGAUUAACAAAUUGUGUAGUACGUUUAUGUGAUAUUUACAAGAAACCCAAGAAAACUGUACUAGAUAAGAAUCCACGCGUGAAAAGCCACACUGGUGCGAAGCCUCAUUCUUGUGAGACAUGCAAUUAUAAAACUGCAUACAAAAGUCAUUUAGUAAAUCAUAGAAGAACCCACACUGGUGAGAAGCCUUACUCUUGUGAGACAUGCGAUUUUAAAACUGCUUACCAAUGUCAUUUAGUGAGUCAUAGAAGAACCCACACUGGUGAGAAGCCUUAUUCCUGUGAGACAUGCAAUUUUAAAUGUUUACGAAAAAGGGAUUUAUUAGUACAUAAAAGAACCCACACUGGUGAGAAGCCUUAUUCCUGUAAGACAUGCAAUUUUAAAACUGCGCGGAAAAGUUACUUAAUUAUACAUGAAAGAUAUCACACUGGUGAGAAGCCUUAUUCUUGUGAAAUGUGCAAUUUUAAAGCUGCACAGAAAAGUCACAUAAUUUUACACAAAAGAAACCACUCCAGUGAAAAGCCUUAUUCUUGUGACAUAUGCAAUUAUAAAACAGCAGAUAAAAGUUAUUUAACAUAUCACAUGAAAACGCACACUGGCGAAAAGCCUUUUUCUUGUGAGACAUGCAAUUAUAAAUGUGCUCAGAAAAGUCAUUUAAAAAGACAUAAUAGAACCCACACUGGUGAGAAGCCUUAUUUUUGUGAUAUAUGCAAUUAUAAAACUGCAAAAAAAGAUAGUUUAAUAAGUCACAUGAAAACGCACACUGGCAAUAAGCCGUACUCUUGUAAACACACUGGCGAAAAGCCUUUUUCUUGUGAGACAUGCAAUUAUAAAUGUGCUCUGAAAAGUAAUUUAAAAAUACAUAAUAGAACCCACACUGGUGAAAAGCCAUUAUCGUGAAAGAGAAGCAAUGCUGUGAAUGAUACUGAUGGUAUACAAAACAAUGUAUGUCUUAAUCUUUCUCCCACAUGUGUCAAGUACUUGGGCUUCAAGCAAAGUAGCCGUUAUAGAACUUUGUGCUUAGCAACACAUUCCAUUUAGCAUACAUUCAUUUUUAACCGACUUCAAAAAGGAGGAGGUUCUCAAUUCGGUUGGUAUUUUUUUUUUUUAUGUAUGUACACCGAUUACUCAAAGACGCCUGGACCGAUUUCAAAAAUUCUUUUUUUGUUUGAAUCGGUCCCCAUUUGGUCCCAUUGCCAUCAUGUCAAGAUCUGAUGAUGGAAUCCUGGAGAAAUUGAGAGGAACUUUCGAAAAUUAUAUGGAUGUCUAGUGUGUUCGUAAACUUUUCUAUUUAGUACUUUUAAGCACUACAAUUUCAUGAAGGUUUAAAAUCGAUCUGAUGAUGGAGCCAUAAAAAAGACGAGGGAACUCUUUGGCGAUUUACAGCAGUUACCUUGUGUUUGGGCUUGAUUAAUUUGUAUUAAUGAGAACUUUCCACUAGGAUAGGUUGUGACUGUCAUUUAGGGGUUUGGUGAUGAAGACCAAGGACAAAUUAAGGGAUCUCCUUAACAGUUUACAGUAACUACCUUGUGCUUGUGCUUGAUUAAUUUGUAUUGCUGAGAAUUUUGUACCUUUUGGGUUGUGACAGUCAUUAGGGGUCUGAUGUAUUCGUUUGAGAUGAAAUUUACACUAAAAAUGGAAAUAUAAUAAAAAUUUUAAUAAAAAAAAUACAACCGACUUCAAAACCUAAAAACGUACCCACUAAACUAAAAAGCGAAAAAUAACAUCAUAAUAUGUUAUACCUGCUGAUCAGUAUGAAGGCGGUGCUUAGCCGGUGUUGUUUUAUUUUAAGCCAUUUCUGACAGGACCACAUGAAACAACACUGUCUGCAAAAUCUAAAUAUACAAGAUAUUCUCACAUGGCUUGAAUUAAUACAUCACCGCUUACUUAUGGUUUGUAUAUUUUACAAAAAUAUUUACAAAAACCCGCCAAGUGCAUGUUGGGCCACGCGCAGUGUAAGGUUCUGUAUGUUAGCAUUUUAACUACAAGUAUCUAUCCAACGAUACCCCACUCUAUAGUAUAGACCAGUGAUUCCCAAAGUGGUUUAUAUCGACCCCUAGGGGUCUAUGACAACCUGCAAGGGGUCUAUGUCAGCGAAAAAAAAUUUGGGGUCCAUGAAAUUAAAUUUUUUUUUUUUUGUGUUCCAAUUUUAACUGCAAUCAAUUUUACAACUUUAAUCAGAUGUGGUGUGAGGCUGUUAAAAUGAAAAUGGGGGUCAACUAUUUACUUACCACAUCAUACUAUCUUAUAUCUUUAGUAUCAAAGCAUCAGUUUCAUCCUUCUCACUAAAAAUAUGGACAUAUUGCUUAUGUUAUUUUAUUUAUAGUUUAUUUAUUUAUAAUGUUACGUAUAUUUUACAUAACAGAUACAAAACUUGAUUUUGAGUAGUUUUAAUUUAAAUUCAAUAAAAUGUAUAAAUUAACAU